Hansenula anomala is the source of this 195-nucleotide messenger RNA. RefSeq lists its product as uncharacterized. The coding region runs from base 1 to 195 and encodes 64 amino acids. Lineage: Eukaryota; Fungi; Ascomycota; Saccharomycetes; Phaffomycetales; Wickerhamomycetaceae. The record is from RefSeq and is a predicted model, not a curated record. The transcript has a single exon.
AUGUACACGGCUCGGUUUCGGUGUGUUUUGGGGUCUCAAAGCGAGACCGAGACCGAGAGGGUAAAAAAGCUGAAAAGCGAGACCGAGACCGAGACCGAGUGGUAUUUAGGUAGGGGCUUCAAACCAUAUAUAGAUUUGUACUAUAGAUUUGAUUAUGAUUAUAUAAUAUCUUAUAAAUAUAGUCAAACCGAGUAG